GCUGUCAAUUAAUUGACACCGGUGAUUGAACAAACAAUUUCUCCGUAUUUUUUAAUAAAUAGGUUUAAAAAUGUUAUUAAAACUAUCAACAUUAUUUUUAUUUAUUGAUAUUGCGUGGGGACUAUACUUCCACAUAGCUGAAGGCGAGCGAAAAUGUUUUAUAGAAGAAAUUCCAGACGACACAACAGUUCUUGUGAACUACAAAGUCGAGUUGUAUGAUCCAAGGUCGGGAGGUUUCAUGCCGUCUUCUCCCGGUAUCGGAAUGCACGUUGAGGUCCGUGAUCCUAGUGAGAAAUUGAUGUUGUCACGUGUGUAUUCAUCAGAAGGGAUGAUUUCGUUCACUUCCACGUCACCCGGAGAACAUGUUAUUUGCAUGUAUUCUAACAGUACAUCAUGGUUCAGUGGAUCACAGUUGAGGGUACACCUUGAUAUACAAGUUGGUGAACAUGCUGUUGAUUAUGCAAAUGUUGCACAAAAAGACAAACUCACAGAACUGCAGUUGCGAAUUAGACAAUUGUUAGACCAGGUUCAUCAGAUAACAAAGGAGCAGAGUUACCAGAGACACCGUGAAGAGAGGUUCAGACAAACAUCGGAGAGCACAAAUCAAAGAGUCAUUUGGUGGAGUCUGCUGCAAACUGGAGUCCUCAUUGGUAUUGGAUACUGGCAGAUGAGACAUCUCAAGAGUUUCUUUGAGGCUAAGAAAUUAGUGUAAAUUGUAAUUAUUUCCCUAGAUUAUCUAUAUAUUAUAUGUAAUCAACAGUAAUUUGUUUCACGACUUUUGUAAGAUACUUAAAUUAUUUUCAGUCAAAAUAAAUAAAACUAUUGUUUUUGUAAUAAUGAUCUGUAAGGUUUUCAAUAAAAAUAUAAUUGAUUUUGAAAAUA
Messenger RNA from Leptidea sinapis, 882 nucleotides. It is a transcript of the gene eca, whose product is annotated as transmembrane emp24 domain-containing protein eca. The record is from RefSeq and is a predicted model, not a curated record. NCBI's taxonomy places the organism in Eukaryota, Metazoa, Arthropoda, Insecta, Lepidoptera, Pieridae. Gene Ontology annotation, biological process: endoplasmic reticulum to Golgi vesicle-mediated transport; intracellular protein transport; Golgi organization. The coding region runs from base 71 to 712 and encodes 213 amino acids. The transcript has 4 exons. Gene Ontology annotation, cellular component: COPII-coated ER to Golgi transport vesicle; Golgi apparatus; endoplasmic reticulum-Golgi intermediate compartment.